GGCAAUACAUGUAACACACAAAUCAAUAUCAAUCGAUUUGUCAGUUUCAGUUUUUAUUUUAUUUUUCUUUUUGUUUUAGUUUGCCGUUUUUGAAUAUUAUUUAGAUUUUUCUUUUUUGUAUGUAUUGGUUUUGUUAAUAUAAAAAACACAAAAUCACAAAUUGUGAAAGUCUUCCCAGCAUUAGGCUAAUUGAUAAUAUAUAAGACUAUAGCUGAGCGUAUUUGUAGAAAAUUUAAAUAAGUAUGUCUGAAAAUUGUAAAGAAAAAGUGGUUUUGCCUCACCAUGAACAGCAAAAGCUUUGCACAACACGGCUGCCGUAUCGCCAAGGCAGAAAGUUAACUGCUGUAAAGACGUACACAGUAAACAAUGAAUCUAAUCACCUGCUAAUAUUUGGAGUACCUUCCCUAAACCUUCGUCAAGAGGUCAAGUCCCUAUUUGCAAGGUUCGGGAAACUCCUACAGUUCAACAUUAGCACCGAACACCCUUCGGAAGUUUUUACUGAGACUUAUCAUGCAAGAUUUGAGAAAAUACAAUCUGCGAGGGUAGCUAAGAAAUUGCUUGACACGAAAAACUUUUACGGUGGAUCAUUGCACGUUUGUUAUGCGCCUGAAUUUGAGAGUUUUGAUGAAACAAGACAGAAAAUACUGAAAAGAAAGCAAGAUGUAUUAUUCAGAUUAAAAUAUUUAGAAAUGGAAGGUAUUAGAGAGAAGAAAAUGAAUGCCAAAGACAAUGUAGAAGCAAGUCAUGAUAUAGUUGUAGAAAAUGAUUGUAUUGAGAAAACAAAUAAAAGGACUAUGAAUAUGGGUGAAGUUAACACAAUUAUUGUCAAUAAAAAGAAGAAAACCAAAAAGAUGAAGCCCACACCAAUUUUUAAUGAAAUUAUUGAAGAUGAAACUUUCGGUAAAAAUUUUAGAAAUAAUUUUAAUUUUAACCUUAAUCCCAGUUGUAGUGAAACUAAGGAUUCAAGUUAUAGGAAUAGUGGUAGUAAUAGUGAAAAUAAUUCACAUGUAAAUGACAAAAUAAGUAAUGUAGUGACAAAAAGAGGUAAUGAAGAAUUAGAUAUAGUCGAUUUUACUUCAGCAGAAACAGAUGUUGUCAGUAAUAUCAAUGAAGCAUUAUGUUAUAACCAAUUUGGCAAUGAAACUAUUAAGAAAGUACCUUAUAAGCCUGUCAAUAAGAUAAUAUUUAAUAUCAAUAAUAAAAAGAGCUAAAAUGUAUAAUUUGUUUUAAUAAAAUUCCCUUGCUUGGAGAUUUAUUGGUAAUUAAAAAACAAACUUAGUAAAAACAUUUUUUAUUAAAUUCAAUCAUGAACAAUUUUUUGUCAUAAAUAAAUAUAAUGCUUUAUAAACUUAACAGUAUGUAACAUAUUUUUUUUAUUACAAGUUUUAAUUAUAACUUUAUACACAAUAUUGUUGAACACUUUACUAUGAUAUUGUGUUUUUCUAUGUGCAGUCUCAGAAGGAUUUCUUUUUUGUACUGUACAAAUUCUAAAACUUUGUCUAGGUUAUGGGCCCAGACUUAAAAGAUGAAAUUUACAAUUUUACAUAGCCUACAUACCUAACUCAUGGAUUAAAUAAAACAAGCAUGUCUCCAAUUUAAAUAAAAAAUGUAGCAUUUUU
Plodia interpunctella (Indianmeal moth) is the source of this 1619-nucleotide messenger RNA. RefSeq lists its product as uncharacterized. NCBI's taxonomy places the organism in Eukaryota, Metazoa, Arthropoda, Insecta, Lepidoptera, Pyralidae. Gene Ontology annotation, cellular component: nucleoplasm. Bases 243 to 1211 code for a protein of 322 amino acids. Gene Ontology annotation, molecular function: nucleic acid binding. The record is from RefSeq and is a predicted model, not a curated record. The transcript is spliced from 2 exons.